AUGGGAGCAGAAACGUCGAGUGUUGCGAGGGCAGAGGAGCCCGUGGCCGAGCCAGACGCGCCCGGCGCCGACAACGCCGACGACGCCGACGACGCCGACAACGCCGCACAGCCAGCCACCGAGCCGCAGGCUGAGCAGCAAGCGCAAGUUGCGCCAGAAGCUCCGCAGGUAGAGUUGAGGCAGUAA
Molecule: messenger RNA, 186 nt
Organism: Cladocopium goreaui
Lineage: Eukaryota; Dinophyceae; Suessiales; Symbiodiniaceae
Source: the annotation of a GenBank genome assembly